GGGCCCGCAAUUACUCCCCAGGGUCAGUGCCUUGUAAAAAGAACCUACAAGUUCAACCGGAUUGCAACAGACAAAGUAGAUUCAUCAAUUCCAACAGUUGUAACGCUCAACCAUCGUCAUCAUCACUGACAGGCGCAAACAUAACGGGUUUGUUUGUUUGUUUUUCAAAUUCUCUCAGGGAUUUAGUAAGCAGGUAUCAACUAUGAAAAUCUAACAAAAUUUAAGUGUUUGGUUUGGCAAAAUACUUGAUUCCGUGUUUCAGUUCCUCAAAAGGUGACAAUUUUCCGUUUGCUAGAUGAAUCAGUUCCACGUCUUGGCACCCGCUAAGGCUAAUAAUAAACGAUCAUUUCAGCCAAUCACCAAACAGCCUUUCUUCCAGAAAGUGCCUACCUUACGGCAAUAUUUACCUCCAGUUCACCGAUCUAAUUGGUUUUCCUUGAACCCACAUAACGUAAUACCAAAACGUUGGGUGAGAUAUGACUCGAGCAACGCAACUGCCAAAUUUGGCGACUUAUUUCAUGAUAGAUAUCAAAUAUUUGUCGGGUUUUUGAUUGCAAUUUUGAGAGGUUUUAAUCUCGAUCACCCAAGCGGAACUGCGCCGUGUGUUUAAAAUAAUGGAUCGCUUCACAGUUUCUUGGGUUUUGUUUGUACUUUGUGUGUGUUCUGCGCUAGGAAAACCGACAAAACAGAAGUCGUCGCACUCAAAAACGAUGGUUAAAAGAUGGGACCUUAUUCUCGAGCAUGACCCAAUCCUCUUAAAGAGCCCACCGUCCGAUUGCCAGAACAUUAUCGACGACUACUCCAAUGGCAAGCUGCUCAUGUACGAAUACAAAAUUCAAAUGUCGCGCUGCAUGAAGAAAGCCAAAGAUGACGCAGAGGGUACAUCCGACGCUGACGUGAAAUCAGCACUCUUACGUCCUGAUGAUCAGCCAAGAGAAGACACUGAUCAGGCGAUCAAUGUCAGACCUUACAACAGUGACCAGAGUACAGCGACUGAACAAGACUCUGAAGACGACUAUCAAACUGAUAACAGCGACUUUAGCGAGCAUAAUAACGAUAACGACAAUGACUACGGUGAUGAUGAUGAUGACGAUGAAAGCUACGACCAUGACGAACAAGCAGCCAAAAAGAUGCAAGUCCCUGCAACCGCAGGCUACCAGACUCCCGACAUUUUUGUGCAGGCAAACACGAUGCCAGCUCAACAGCAAGUAAUGCCCGGACAACAAGCCGCCUCAUACUACCCCAACACGGCCCAGAUGCCAUAUAGUGGGGCUCCUGCACAGAAUCCAGUACCAGAGCAGAGUCAAGCAGCAUUCGUGCCUAGUCCCAUGAACCAAUACCCGGCCAAUCCUUCUGCUGUUCAACCAGCUGAUCCAAACAUGGGCAUGAAUGCCGUGGCCAAGACUAACAUACCAGAGAACACACAGCUCCAGCCCCCUGCAAACCAAGCAAAUGCAGUCUUCGACCAAUGGCGUGCUAGCAGUUUUGGCGCAGUAUCCGCUGACAAAAAAGAUCAAAUGCCCAGUGCACCUGUUGCUCCUGUAAAUGACCAGUUUGCCGACUUUAUGAAGCUGCAGUCGUCCAGCAGUAACCCCGCAGAGGCAUCGCCUGCGAGCCAGCAGGCUGCUAUGCCAGCAGCGAUCCAGCAAAGAACUGAAGUUCCACAACAGCCAAAUAUGUUUCCCGUCCAGCCCCAGAUCCCCAACACCGUCCCGGCCCAAGGCCAAGCCUUUUACAUGCAACCAGAAGAGCAUGGAGAUUUCCCUGAAAAUCCAUGAGAAUAAAAGUUCUCAGUUUAAUAAAUGACUCUUGAAGGUAGUAACAUAACUUAACUCACCAUGUGAAGUGUUCUGCCAUGCAAGAAAUUUUCUCGUUGGAGAGGUCACGCUCAUUUUAGAACGAGUUGUCAGUACAUGUCAGACAGUCGUUCAUUUUCAUACAGUGACCGUUUGCCGGAAUCCGGUCUGCCUGUUCAUGCCGGUCUCAACCUUACUGAGAGACUUUACGACUGAUAACUGCAGCAAAAUAAAGAUCUUAUAUUUCUAA
Molecule: messenger RNA, 2046 nt
Organism: Orbicella faveolata
Lineage: Eukaryota; Metazoa; Cnidaria; Anthozoa; Scleractinia; Merulinidae
Source: RefSeq, a predicted model, not a curated record